Molecule: messenger RNA, 1386 nt
Organism: Gossypium arboreum
Lineage: Eukaryota; Viridiplantae; Streptophyta; Magnoliopsida; Malvales; Malvaceae
Product: probable E3 ubiquitin-protein ligase HIP1
Exons: 4
Coding region: 50-1159 (369 amino acids)
Molecular function (GO): ubiquitin protein ligase activity
Source: RefSeq, a predicted model, not a curated record
AGUUAAUUCCUUCAAUAGUGGUCAUUCAAGACAUGGGGCUGCUUUGCCGAUGCCCUCUAACUUCUAUCAAGUUCCAACAGAAGUUAGGCAAGCUAACAACUUUGGAAGAAAUACUCGUUUGAGAAGGACUGCAAGUCAACCGGUUCCCACAUCAGCAAACUUGCAGGCGUGGAACUCAAGCAAUUCUAAUGUACAACCUACAAGUCAAUACCCCGUUACCCUUACAAGCUUAGCAACAGCGCCAGUUCUAGCAAAUCCAGCCAUGCAGCAGCAGACUGUGCAAGUCUCCAACUCGUUAAAAGCUCCGUUACCUUCUCGAUAUUGGAACGGGACAACCAUGUCGAGGGUUGGUCCUUCCAUCUCUCGUUAUCAGACCUUAUUGCGACAGGAAGACAACUUAAGAAACAAUAGAAGGAAUAUGAUGAUUUCUUUGGCGAACAUGCAAGCGAACCUCAACUUGGCCAAUGAGAACUCAAACUUCAUUGGAAACGUUGCCUCCCCUUCCAGGAUCCAAUCCGGCCCCGGCAUGCAUCUACCGUAUUCAUCCAUAAGGUCCCCUCAUCCAAAUAUGAUUGAACAAUACAGAAAAAGAUUGCAACAUAUUUCCAAUCCAUCAGACCCCUGGAGGCAGGGGAAUAACAAUCCGAUACAUUCUGGUGCUUCCCUAGUUGUUCAAGGCAUGAACGUUUCAGUGAGAGAUGGCAAUCCUAGGCGUGCUCAGCUUCCUCUGAGGUUGGGACCAAGAGCUGAGGGACAAGCUGGUCAUAAUUAUAGGCUCUCAUCGACAGAACAAUCUCAAACUGCUGCUCAAAGAAGUAGGCCGAUAUCUGAGGUUCGCAAUGCCUUGGGACAUGUACGUAGGCAUGGUGGCUUACGACCUGAGGAACUACAAAAUCUGGAGGAGCAAAUUGGGAACUUUGGCACUGGGCUAAGCGAGGAAGCUAUUCUGGGAAAUCUGGGAAGGCAAAAAUAUCAGUCCAUAAAAAUGGGACCCCCAGCAGAAACUGAACCCUGCUGUAUUUGUCAGGAGGAUUAUGCUAAUGGGGAAGAGCUUGGUAAGCUGGACUGUGGUCAUGACUUUCACUUCAGUUGCAUUAAGCAAUGGCUGGUGCAGAAGAAUUCAUGCCCCAUAUGCAAAAAGACAGCUUUGGCUAUUUGAAAUCAGGAUCCUCAUCCUCAUGCCUCCUAAUAUUUGAAUAAAAAAAGAAAAAAACCAUAAGCUGUUGAAUUUUUGGACCUGCCGGUCACCUAGUAUUUUGAUACACAUUUUGUUAUUUUACUUUUUCCUUCCAUUUCGGAGAUUUUCAUGUUAGCAAACAAUGAAUCAUUCUACUUAGGAAACUAUGAUCGGAGGUCCAGUGCAUUCAAAUUGGGACCUUUUUUUAA